This is a messenger RNA of Neltuma alba, 2256 nucleotides long. Its product is annotated as galactoside 2-alpha-L-fucosyltransferase-like. The transcript has 4 exons. Bases 365 to 2119 code for a protein of 584 amino acids. NCBI's taxonomy places the organism in Eukaryota, Viridiplantae, Streptophyta, Magnoliopsida, Fabales, Fabaceae. The record is from RefSeq and is a predicted model, not a curated record. Gene Ontology annotation, molecular function: galactoside 2-alpha-L-fucosyltransferase activity. Gene Ontology annotation, biological process: cell wall biogenesis; xyloglucan biosynthetic process. Gene Ontology annotation, cellular component: membrane; Golgi apparatus.
UUAUAUAUUUUAAGUUUGUCAUAAUGAUUAUUGUUUCACAUGUACUUACACAAAUUAUGCGAAAUUGGGAAUUUCAGCAUUUGCAGCGAGAAUCUGUAUUCCCUCCCUCAUUGGGAAAACCUCUGAUUCUCCCAAAGCGUUUAAGGAAAGAUAUCAUGAGUUCAUUACAGCCUUAAAGAUAGCAGUUUUCUGUAAUGCCAAGUCAACAAUGGCCCUUCAUAUACAUAUCAUAUAUGUAUGUAUCUGUGAAUCUGUUUUCUCAAGAAAAGUUUCUUCAUAGUUCUUUCACACAGGCUUGGCUUUCAAGAGGAGUUUGAUUUAAUUACCGCCGUUAAGGCUCUGGUUCUGAGCUUCAGAAGUCACAAUGGACAACAAGAUGAUGGGGAUGAGCUUCAACAGAUUCAAGACAUGCUCUGCUUUAUUUGCCAUAGCUUUCACUGUACUGGUCAUAAUUACAUUAACGUAUCAGAACUCAAUGUUUUAUCUUUCUGAGGGUUUUUCAAAAGACAAGAUACUACGAAGAAGACCUCACAAUGUUACGACUAUGGACUUGGGAUUCAGAGAGAGUGCAAAAAACACAUCAGACAUGAAUGGAACCUCCUCAGAGUCAAGGUUUCCACAGGAGGAGCUCAGUACUACAGCAACAGAAGAUGGAGCUCAGAAUCUUACAGGGUCAGAUGAAGGAUUCAAAAAAGCUUCAAUCUCACAUAUCAAAAGUAAUGGCACUGAGCAAUUGUAUGAAGGGCUUCUAGCUUCUGGGUUUGAUAAAUCAUCAUGCAUAAGCAGGUUUCAGUCUUACUUGUACCGAUACAGAAAAGCUUCUUCUCCUCACAAACCCUCUUCAUAUCUGAUCUCCAAAUUACGCAAUUAUGAAGAAAUUCACAGAAAGUGUGGACCUGGCACCAGACAUUACAACAGAACCAUGAAAAAGCUCGCAAGGUUUAAGAAACAAAGUACUAAUACCACGUGUAAGUACCUUGUGUGGACUCCUGCAAAUGGCUUAGGGAACAGAAUCAUAAGCAUGGCUGCUGCAUUUGUUUAUGCUUUACUUACAGAUAGAGUUCUGCUUGUGAAAUUUGAAGAUGAUAUGAUGGGUCUGUUCUGUGAGCCAUUUCUAAACUCAACUUGGCUAUUUCCAAAGGAUUCCCCGUUUUGGAAUCCAAGAGGUGUUGAAACAUAUCAGAGCAUGUUAGCUAAGAACAGUUCACCUUCUGUUCUGCAUCUGAAUCUCCAGCACUCCAAAGAGGAUCCUGAGAAGUUUUUCCAUUGUGAUCAUAGCCAAAAGCUUGUUCGAAAAGUUCCCUUCUUGAUUUUGCUGACAGAUCAGUAUUUUGUUCCUUCUCUGUUCAUGAUCCCAUCUUUUAACCUUGAGAUGACACAAAUGUUCCCAGAAAGGGACACCGUUUUUCACCAUGUGGGACAUUACCUUUUUCACCCUUCAAAUGAAGCAUGGGGACUAAUAAGCAGAUUCUAUGAUGCAUACUUAGCAAAAUCAGAUGAGAAAAUUGGCCUUCAAAUCAGACUCUUCUCUCCUCAUUCCACCCCACAUGAAGCAGUUAUGGACCUACUCUUAAGUUGUACCUUGCAGCACAAGUUACUCCCAGAAUUAGACACAAAAAAUUCAGUAGAUUCAACCCAAGAAAACUCGAGCUUGAAGGCUGUUCUAGUGGCAUCUCUAUUUCCAGAAUAUGGUGAGAAUUUGAAAACUAUGUAUCUGAGGAAGCCAACCAUUACAGGAGAAUUGGUUGGAGUAUAUCAACCAAGUCAUGAAGGGCAUCAAAAGUUUCAUAACAAUAUGCAUAACAUGAAGGCAUGGACAGAAAUGUACCUCUUGAGUCUGUGUGAUAAGUUGGUGACUACCUCCCUGUCUACUUUUGGGUAUGUGGCUCAAGGUUUGGGAGGAUUAAAGCCAUGGCUUCUUUAUAGGCUAGUUGGAAAUAGGACUCUGCAUCCUAAUCCACCUUGUCAGAGGGACUUCUCUAUGGAGCCUUGUUAUCAUAUUCCUCCUAAGCAUGACUGUGAGGGGAACAGUAUCAAACAUUUUACUUCUUCUUUCCCGUACAUGAGGUCAUGUGUGGAUUAUUCCUCUGGAGUAAAGUUGGUUAAUGUUUCCAUCUAGCAACUAUGCACCCAAAAAAAAAAUCUCAUUAUCAGUCAAUCAGUUAUCACUAUUCAUGAAAUUUUGUCUACUCAAUAUUUAAGUUGUAUUGAAUUAAUAGAUUUGAAUUUUAACCAGAAAGUGGAUUUUUGUAAAAA